Molecule: messenger RNA, 570 nt
Organism: Mytilus trossulus (common blue mussel)
Lineage: Eukaryota; Metazoa; Mollusca; Bivalvia; Mytilida; Mytilidae
Exons: 2
Coding region: 1-477 (158 amino acids)
Source: RefSeq, a predicted model, not a curated record
AUGAAAAUAAUCGUGGUGAUAUUUGUAGUUUUGAGGGUUUCGAAAUCAUUACCAGAUUCAAACGGGAACCACAAAGGCUAUGGUUAUUUGGAGACUGACAUUGUUGAAGAACACAACAUUUCUACUGAUGAUUUAAGACAGCACAUGAGACGCAAUCUACAAAAUUUGAAAGACGAGAAACAAAAAGCAAAGCUAGAAAACGAUUUGAAAAAUAUUCCAGACAAUAAGCUAAGAGAUCAAAUGAAACACAUGGACGAAAUCAGAAACACAGGUCAACCAGCUGACAUCGAAGACAUGUCUAUUGAAGAGAUGAGGCAACGUUUAAUGACCUAUUUGGAGAUUUUUAAAGAUCAAGAAAAGAAAACAAUUGCACAACAAAAGUUGCAAAGCAUGUCUGAUAGUGAAAUUAAAGAACGAAUAAAGGGGAUGAUGGUAGCGGUUAAGGAUAGACGGAAAAGAAGCAAAGAAGAUUUAUGAGACCAAUAUGUAUCAAAUAAUGGCAACCCUCUUAUUGAUGUUGAGGAAAUGUAGAGCUGCAUUGAUAUUUUAUUCCAUGAACUUACAUCCCAC